AAAUCGAAUUACAUAUACAUGAUAUAUGCGGAAUGUACAACUUCACGUUAAGCGCCCGCGACGGUACCGUCUUCAACCACAACCACGACCAGCCACGACCACGACAAUCACGACUUACCCCACCGAUAGCUGUUUUAUCAAGACGUUAGACUUUGCGAAACUUGUACUGCUGACUGGGUGCUUGACGACGUUGAACUGGAGCAUAGCCUUAUCUUUCAAGCUAAGGCUUAAGCGAGAUGUACUCCUAUAACAAUCCUUCUGCAUCGUGGCAGAAUGCCUCGCAUCCACCAUCAGAACCUCCAAAUCACGAUACCAGAGAUCCCAGACGGCAUAGAGCCUCUACAGCACCCAACUAUAACCCUUAUGCCCAGCCACCGCAUCCAAUGCCGCACCCGAGAGUGCUGACGCCAGGCCAUAUACCGCCUACCAUCCAUAAUCCUAGCCUUUACUUUGGGAAUCGUCCGAUAAUGGCGACUCCCGGACCAUAUCUUACUGGACGCCCUCCCUUCCCUCAUCCUACGACAGCCGAGUCGCAACAAUGGCCUUACGACGCUGAUGACUACUUUCCUCCCUCUAAACCACCUGUACCGCCCCCGGCCCCCGAACCGAUACCCCGGCUUCCAUCUCCGUCGCGUCCCGGGCGCGUGUUGCCUAUCUCCGAAGAGCCGACGCCUAUUUCACCGUCACCGUCAAGUGCUCAAGAGUUAGCACAAGCGCUACAAAUCUCCAAAUCCGAAUCUGCGAAGCAAGCGCAGUUCCUCGAGAAGUUAUCAAAUCAGGAAGAGGAGGAUCUUGCUCGUGCACUUGAAGAAUCCCUUCAAUCCGUUUCGUUGAACUCAUACACAUCUGGUAGCUCGCGUUUCUAUACUUCGGAGGCAGGGCCGUCGACGGAUACCGGUCGGUGGCCAAGCGCAUCUACGUCAGGGCCCUCGGUUCCCUCCAGACCACUUGCGUCAGACAUAGAUGACGAUGAAGCCUUUGCACGCAGACUUGCUGCUGAAGACGAGGCAGGUCCGUCAGACUCGAACACAGCAGAUGAUGAAGCACUUGCGAGACUACUUGCCGCCGAGGAGGAGGAGGAGGAACAACGAUAUAGACAGCAGGAACUUGAACAAUCCUCUCAGUCACAUAGUAAUCGGCAUAGUACAGGAGGGCCUACUGAGCACUCUGACAGUAUAGCGAGAACACCAGACGAAGGAUUGGCGCGAAGACUUGCAGCCGAAGAAGAGAUGGAAAAGUCCAGGGCUAUCGACGCCGGACCUGUGUCUGCUCCACCUGCCUAUGACGCCCUUCCCUCUCCAAUGUCUCUGAAUGUGACAACCAAAGGAUCAGACGCAGGUCUGACGGUAGAUCCCCAAUUGUAUCGCAGCAACUCGUCGGGCUCUGCAGCAUCGUAUGCCUCUUCCGAAAGCCAAGCCAACCCCCCAACGCAGGCAUCUUGUCGUUCCAGCGCUGAAAUAUCUUCUCACAGUGAUACAAACUCUGUAUCUCCAAGGAUAUCUACGGCAUCAUCUGUUUCUUUACCUACUCUCCCCGAGGCCAGUGGAAAUGAACAAGCAAUGGUCAAUGUAAACCAAUUUGUGGAUGCAGAAUUACUGCACGGUGUUUCAAUUGGUUUCUCUCCUCCUGUUAUCACAUCUAUAAUGCAACAAAUGCCCACAGCAAUGCCAAACAUAAUAUCGCUUCCUUACGGCCGAUGUCCUCCCCUACACUUCCAAGCUCCGAACUGGCGUCAUCUACUUAAGCUGAUGGCCAGGUUAUCGGGCACAAGAAUUGAGCCUACAAUAGAAGCCGUGGCUGUGGUAAAAACAGAUUUGUUUCUUCGAACCGUCAUUCAAUUCGUUAGGCCUCAUCCUGCCUCUGAGGAUUGGAGGACGAUCAUCUGGUUCACCAUUGACCACCCUGUUCCAGCAUCACUGCCUGGCGCCCGAAAAUACACAAACGGUGAUGUUGAUGUUCUUCCGUGGUCAUACACGCUAUCUUCACUUCCCGCUCUCCUAAAAGACAAUGCCGAUUCCCAGAUAUCGCAAACAUACACCAUCCCUUCAACUGAAGCGGUACCGUAUCCGAAGCUGCCUAUCUCAUUUCCCAAUAUGGCGUUAUACCUCCAAGCGGCUCUGGACGAGUCGCGUCGGUACUCCAACGAUGGCUCGAGUGGCAUGCGGAAGUUGUCGCGAAUGAUGGAUAGGUGUUAUCCUACACUGGAGAGUAUUGACUUAGCAGAGAGUUCUGAGGGAAGUGGGAUGGGUCGAGUCUUCAGAAAGGUAAUGGGUCGGGGAAACAAAAAUAACAAGCAAGGACGGGGUGGCAAUAUGGACACGUAUGAGCUUGUGACACCAUUUGUGCCGGAGGAGUGGGGGUAAAUGUACUUUCUCGGUAUAUUUUAUGUCGUAUAACUUUGGUACUCCAGUUUUUCCCUAAAGAUCGAAUCUAAGUUCGGAUCUCUCGGGCCGGACUUGCCUUUGUCACAAGUG
Messenger RNA from Desarmillaria tabescens, 2474 nucleotides. RefSeq lists its product as uncharacterized. The coding region runs from base 237 to 2363 and encodes 708 amino acids. The record is from RefSeq and is a predicted model, not a curated record. The transcript has 4 exons. Lineage: Eukaryota; Fungi; Basidiomycota; Agaricomycetes; Agaricales; Physalacriaceae.